Dimorphilus gyrociliatus is the source of this 3458-nucleotide messenger RNA. The record is from the annotation of a GenBank genome assembly. Lineage: Eukaryota; Metazoa; Annelida; Polychaeta; Dinophilidae.
GGUUUCUCACAGCAGACGACAGGCUAGCAAGCACGUUGCACUGUUCUCUCCGCAAUUUUCUUCUCUAAACCAGUGAAAUCGAACGCUAACAGGAUUUUAAGGUUGGUUUGCGAAUCCUUAUCUAUUGUACUAUGGAUUCAUGUUGGUGUCUUGUCGAUAUUAAUAUUUCGGUAAAAACAACGUAGUUAAUUUCCAGCCUUCGCUUAGCCGACUGUAUAUUUUCAAGAUGGCGGCGUAGUCGUAUAUAUUGCUAUCCGUAUUUAGCAGCCAUAUGCUUGUUUAUCAGGAAACCAAUGUUUGUUAGUCGAUAGAGACGGUCGGUUGAUAAGGUUGUCAUAUAGGUAUCGGACAUUUAAUGACGGGAAGUACACGGAACAAUUGUCAAAAAUUUUAGAAAUUGGUCGUUUUAAAAAAUUAAUUUACGAAAUAUUGCCUAAUAACCAACACGAGCAUGUAGGUUGAAUGACAAGGUUCAGAACGACCUACCAGAACCAAUGUGUUCUCUUUACUUUUUCUACUGCUGAUAGGGUACUUCCACUUAAUAUGGUUUUUAUCAUUAACCUUAUAUUACUUUAAAAAAUUAAGCCUAGAACCAUUUAGCGGAUAGAUUAAAUUAACCAAACUUUGAUUUAUAAAAGCGAACUCUUAUUAAUUAGCGAGUUAUUUGACACUAUAAUAUGCUUUCGUCGCUCAUUUUUCGGACCGAGUCGGGAAUUACGUUUAGACGCUUGGUGGCGCUGUGCAAUCGCAUAUUGACCGCAGACUUUCAACAUAGUCAGCUGCCGAACGGCAGCUCUUUGAGGUAGAUCGAACUAAGCUCUUCGGAACGAUUGGGCCUUAUCGGUCCGUUUUAUCUCUUAUGCUGAGUUUAUCUCAUGGCGAAACGCAAAAAAGCGAACGGCGGCGCCAAGUAUUUACGACAGAUGGAUGUUUAUGCAGGCGUCUAUUAAAAAAUGGACAGAGACGGGAAGGGGCAUCCGGUUCGGCAAAUUCAAAUCUCGAGCCUGAACGAGAGCAUUAUGUGCGCCCUCUGUGGGGGGUAUCUGAUUAACGCAACUUCAAUUACCGAGUGCCAUCAUUCUUUUUGCCGGUCGUGUAUUAUGAGAUUCGUGGAGACUAGUCGUAUUUGCCCUAUUUGCGACGUUAAAUUACACGAGACCAGGCCAUGGGAAAGUCUGAGAUUGGAUUUAACAUUGCAAAAAAUCGUCUUCCAGCUUGUGCCUGGCCUGGCAACAAGAGAAUUUCUUCAAAGGCGGAGAUUUCAACGCAUCCAAAAGAGUUGUGGAAGAGAUGAAGAGGCGGACGAAGAGGAAAUUCCUCAAAUGUCUAUCUGUUUGGAAUGUAAAGAAAAUAAUCAGACUCUCUAUGAUUACAAACGUUACUUGAAAUGCCCUGUUACAAUGACGAUUGAACAGCUAAAAAAGUUCAUAAGGAGGAAAUUCACAUUGAAUGACAAGAUAGAUAUUGACAUCUUUCACGCGUUUGAAGAACCAUUAGUCGACGCGAAUACAAUACUCGAUUGUGCGGUUAUUUUUGGAUGGACAGGGGUGGAACCUUUUCAUCUUAACUUUACGGUGGACGAAAUAGAAAAGGACACUGCACAGCCCCUUCCCCUCUCUCUUCCGGUUACGCCCAAGAACGCACGCAAAACGGCUAGUAAAAGAAAGGCAUCGCCCGAAGCCUCCCGUCGAAAAAAGAGUGAAGAAGGCGAAAAGAAAUCGAAUUGCCACUCGGAUGCUCAGCCUACUUCAAAGACACCGUCACAAUCGGUAUCGCCACCUAUUGACGAGAUGGAUGAAGAGAUGGAGAACUCAUCAAAGGAUCUUAAAAAGUCAAAAACGGAUUAUACUAUAAGAGCUAUCAUGUCCGACGAAAUUCGUCCUCAGCGAAGAGCGGCAAAACGGCUGUCAGCAGCUGAAAAAUCUAAAGAACCCUCAGGGUCAAAGGUUAAUAAAUUAGCAGAAACCUUGCGGCUGAGGGAAGAGAAAUCUUUGGCAGAAGCCACCUCAAAUUUAGAAGAGGAAAUCAAAAAAGCUCUUCCGAAUUCUGCCAGAGAAUCAUCUUUGACAGCUUCCAUUGCAAGCUCAAACAAAAAAUCCAAUCAUCCCAAAAAAAUUGUAGGCCUGUUAAAUUAUCAUCGCCAAAAACAAAAGGAAGAAAAAUUAACGUCUCAUCUCUCUAUUCCUACUGUCUCCUGUCGACCUCCCGCUAAGCAAAACUCAUUAAUUAUUAAAAUUAAAUUGCCAUCUAAAGAUGGAGAUAAACACGAUUACCGGUGUAAGCACAAAAGGAAAGACUUGACGGUAAUUAGGUCAGCUGAUUCGACCGCUGCCUCAAGUCCUGUUAGAUCACCAGCAAGGUCACCAAAGUAUGCAACAUCGCCGCCAAGUGCCCUAGUUUCAACUGAUCCAACACAGGUCUAUUCCUUCGACGCCCACAAUAAUAGCUGAUUUAUGAAAACUAAUUGUUAAGGAUUAAUAUCGAAAGAAGAUUCAUUCACUCAUUCGCUCUCAUUUCUCAUCAACUCUCAUAUGCUCUCUUCACAUUCGCUCAAUCUCUCAUUUUCUCUCCUAUUAUCUCAGCUUCUUCUCAUUCUAUGUGACACAAAUAAGGAUAUACGAACUACAAUAUUUAUUUAUACAUAUAUGUAUAUAUGUAUCCCGGUUAACAGGCCUACAUCAUGUGCUUCAUGGCGGUAAUUUGAGAUAAUUAUACAGAUAUACUUUAUCUUCAAUGGAAUGAUACGGAUAUGCUUUUAAAAUUUAACUAUAUUUUUUCGUAUGAUAUAUUUUAAUGAAAUUAAAAAAUUAGUUUGUCAGAGAGUUUUUUCCUUCUGUUCAAUUCUUUAAAUCAUGUUACGUAUGAAACAUACGAAGAACUUUUACAUUCUUUCCUGUAAAGAGAUAAGAAACAAAAGGGAUAUUCAUAAGAUAUCAUGUAUAUUUUACGUAUAUGUACACUUACUGUAUAUAAAAUAUACUCUAUGAGUGUAUAUGUAUAAGAAUACGUGAAUGUAUGAAUAUAUAUAUAUAUAUAUAUAUAUAUAUAUAUAUAUAUAUACAGUAUAUAUAUAUGUGUGUACGUGGUUUGUCCCGGAAGAAAAAAGGUGUUGUCAAACAAAUGUCAAAUUUAUUGAUAGAAAUAAACUUGGCACUAUUGGCCGGAUAUAAAAAAUUCGUUAUCACUUAUAUAUUAGAAAAAAACAGGCAAAACUUUGAAUUAUAUGUAAUUACAAACAAUCUGACAUUUCAAUUAUAUUACAUUUUUACAAGGGAAGCAGUUCACUUGUUACAGAAUAUACAUAAUGGAAUAACACAGGGAAUUUGUAGCCUUAUUUGUUUUUUAGAUAGCUUUUUAUACAAUUACAUAUGUAUAUAAAAACGCAUAUAUCGUAAUUUAUUUAUAAAUAGAAACCUGAGAAAGAACUAGAUAUCUUGAUUGGAAUGAGCAAUAGAAAG